AUGCAUUCGUCAAUAUUGCCGUUAGUUGGACUUCUGGCGACAAAGUUGGUUGGCGCUUCUUACGCGCCCUCCUCUGUGACAUGCCCUUCAGGGCAAUCACUUGUUCGACCUGCAGAUGGCCUUUCGGACAACGAAGAAUCUUAUAGGGUAUCGAGAAAAGCUGUAGCGGAUGUAGCUUUGAAAGCGUGGUUGGAGAAAACAAACUCGGAAUUUGGUACAGAGGAUUUGCCAACGAUCGCACUUACCCACAGCGGUGGGGGUUACCGAUCCCUCCUGUCGAGCGCUGGUGUAGUUCAAGGUCUUGAUCAACGUGAUAGUGAUGUUUCUACCAGUGGUCUCUACCAAGCUUUAACGUAUCAAGCUGGUCUUUCGGGUGGAUCAUGGUUCCUGUCGUCUCUUGCCGGGAACAAUUAUCCAACAGUCUCCUAUUUGCUCGAUAACCUCUGGGGAGAGGCAUUUUCAAGGUCACUCUUCGACCCCGAUGGGCUAUUAUUUGUAGUCGCAUACGCCAAAAUUGUUGGAGAGCUCCUCAAAAAAGAAGCUGCUGGCUUUCAUACCACUCUUACUGAUCCAUGGGGGAGACUUUUAAGCUAUCAAUUACUUGUAAAUGAUGGCGAGUCAACCACGUUCUCUUCGGUCGCUACGCUCUCCAAUUUUACCUCGCAUGCAGUUCCAUUCCCAAUCAUCACCAGUCGGGGAGUAAAAACAUUCCUUGGCCAAUGUACACCCGGGCCCAACGCUACAAUGUGGGAAUUCUCUCCGUAUGAGUUUGGUUCUUGGGAUGCCGAUGUGUCUGCUUUCACACCGACGGAAUAUCUUGGCACUGCUAUGAAAAACGGUGUUCCAACUGGAAAGUGUACCACGAACUACGAUAACUUGGGUUACAUUUUGGGAACCUCAAGUAGUCUAUUCAAUGAGGCGUGUCUCAGCGUUCCAACGCCGGUUAAUGGUUCCGCAAACCCGUUCGAAAGUGUUGCCGCAUUUCUUGACGGGGCUCAUGAAGUAGCCACCGAAGAUCUGUACGCUACCUAUAAAAACCCCUUUUACGAGUAUAUCUCCUCUACUGGCGAGAUCAACUCUGCAGACAAUAUUCCAGCACAAGAAUCUUUGAGCUUGGUCGAUGGCGGAGAAGCCUUGCAAAACAAUCCUAUCUUUCCAUUUCUCCAGCCGGAUCGCAACAUAUCAGCUAUCAUUGUGAAUGACAACAGUGCAGAUACGGCAACAAACUGGCCCAACGGAUCCGAAAUUCUCACCACAUACGUACAAUCUCUGGCAGCUGGUCUCACCCGCAUGCCAAUCAUCCCCUCGGUCGAAACUUUCAUCGCCGAAGGCUACAACACACGAGCCACAUUUUUUGGCUGCGGCGACACGAGUAAGGUCACCAUUGUCUAUCUUCCCAACGCAGAAUUCACAUUUGCCAGUAAUGUCCCAACUAUUCAAUUGAUCUAUCCAAAGGCCUCUUCGGCGGGCAUCAUCGCAAAUGGCGUCGGGGUGGCUACUCAGGGUAAUGAUUCGGAAUGGCCGACUUGUUUGGGUUGUGCAUUCAUGGAAAAGACGGGACAGGCGCUUCCUAGUGCUUGCACGGCUUGUUUUACAAAAUUUUGUUAUACAAGUUGA
Messenger RNA from Sclerotinia borealis F-4128, 1617 nucleotides. NCBI's taxonomy places the organism in Eukaryota, Fungi, Ascomycota, Leotiomycetes, Helotiales, Sclerotiniaceae. The record is from the annotation of a GenBank genome assembly.